This is a messenger RNA of Morchella sextelata, 2169 nucleotides long. RefSeq lists its product as uncharacterized. Gene Ontology annotation, biological process: positive regulation of transcription by RNA polymerase II. The transcript has 8 exons. Bases 1 to 2169 code for a protein of 722 amino acids. Gene Ontology annotation, cellular component: nucleus. Lineage: Eukaryota; Fungi; Ascomycota; Pezizomycetes; Pezizales; Morchellaceae. The record is from RefSeq and is a predicted model, not a curated record. Gene Ontology annotation, molecular function: transcription cis-regulatory region binding; DNA-binding transcription factor activity.
AUGCGAAGCCUACAUAAUUCAAAGAAUACUACAGUGCCGUCGCCUAGGAGGAAGGAAAUUGAGAGGGAAAGUAAACAACAACUGCGGCAAGAAGCUGGGGAGGAGGAGGAGGAGGACGCGGUCCUUCUUUGGGAGAAUGAUAAAUGGGUAGUACCCAGACAGCUGCAGGAUUCAGAAAUCCAGAAUGGGGACGUUCAACUAUUCGUCGAUGAGAUGCUAAGAAGGAAUGAUGCAUAUAUGGGGAUAAAUAGAAAGCGCAAGGCUUCUAUAAGCUCUGAGGGUAUUCAACUCAUGAUCAGUGAUAUCCCAGAAACCCCCUCGAGGCUAGGAGGGUGCAUCGUAAAUCAAACGAGCGAUGAUAGUUCGGAUUCAAGCGAAGGAGCGAGCUCGCCCCCAGAAAGCAUAAUCAGUUUUGACUCAAAUACAACAAUCUCAUCGCCAAUAUUUGGUAAAGGGCCCAUGUUCCGGGACCAAGCAAUUAUAAAUUCCCUGCCAGAGUUCGUAACGAGGUUUUCGCCAAAAUUAAUGGAUGAAAUAUCAUUACCAAUGUCAGGCUGGAACCCAACAACCAUGACCUUAGCCCCUCCGCGACCACCAACUUUAGAUAACCCUACGAAUCAAGAGCUCUUGGCCAUUUACAUGAAGCUCUCGGCGAAAAGACUAGCAGAUACUUCACCCUCUUAUAUUGACCUAUUCCGGAAGUAUAUACCAGCUAUGGCUCAUGAUUCUCCAGCCUUGAUGGAAGGGAUUUUGGCCUUAGCAGCCUUGCAAACUGGAUUAAUGAAGAAGGAUUUACGAAUGAUAACCGUGGAUGCUGCAUCACAUUAUCAGAAAUCUCUCAAGCAACAUUUCAGGGCUGUAUCGGAUCCUGAUUUUCGGAAUAAAGACACAGAUUCGUUAUUGGCAACGAGUAUCAUUCUAAGUCAUUACGAAAUAUGGAACGGAGAAAACGUAAAAAUGGGCGUCCACAUGUUGGGAGGUAGGGACAUUAUAGUUGCUAGAGGCAAAGCAGCACAUAUGACCCCAGUUGGCAGAGCUCUCUAUGCAGCUUUUAAAAGAGCGGAUAUUGCAACCUCAAGCGUUUCUGGAAACCCGACUUUUAUGACAAGUGAUUGGUGGACCGUAGACCCGUUUACGCGUGUACCCAUUACCCAUGACUCGCCAAUACUUCUCGCAGCAGAUGCAGCAUUAUCCAAGCUUUGUGUGAUUUGCUGCAGACUCACAUAUCUCAAGGCCUGGGCACUAAAGCGAAGAAGAGACCUUUGGAUGAAAUACGGUGGAAAUAUCUCCAGUGAGCAGAAAUCACGCCUGCAAGAUAUCAUUGAGUCUCGAGUAUCCAAGUUGGAUCAGGAACUAGAUGCUUGGUAUGCGGAGGUCCCCUAUUGGUUCAAGGCGCUUGAUGAUGAUCCAGCAACCGGUGAAAAUGGGGAAGAGGAAGACAUAAACGACACGGAUAUUGCUUCAAUUACCCCCAGAAGAUACCCACAUAUCUGUGUUGGACUGGUGCUUGGCUGGGCAAUCGGUGUUCGUGUUCAACUUUUCCGCAUACGGUAUCCAGAAAUGCCUGUUGUCCCACCACAUAUCGGGUCUCUUUGUCAUGCUGCCCUUAGGAUAUUUGCAUUUUUGCCAAAUUCUACUGAUGCGUCUAUAGUCGUACCGGUGUUUGUUGUGGGGAUGGAACUUCGGCAGCGGAGUCACCAAGAAUGGCUAUCGACAGUACUAAAAGAUCGGUUUGAAGAGACUGGAUUUCACGCUAUGAGUUUUAAUCAAGGAAGGCGCAGCUUCAAAGUAAUCACCCAUCAGAAAGGGAUUUCGGUCAUUCAAGCUAACAAAACCGGCAUCUUCAGGAUUGAUGGUGUUUCUGAAAAUCUCUGGGCUGCAGAGGGGAUGUUAGCGUCUCUCGAAAAACUAUCGUUAUACGAUUCGGCUGAAGUUUCGGUAAAGAUGAAGGUCUUCGAGGGGGAUAUCGACGUUAGUGGAUUACCAGAAGACAUAAUCCCUUAUGAAGCAACGCCUGAGCCUCCAGCCUCGUCCCAUAAACCUACAAAGGGGAAGCCACCAUUUUCGCUCUCCCAAACUACCACCUCAUCUUCUUCGAAGCGCUUCAAAUCAGAAUCACCUGAAGUGUCUAGUCAAGUCUCGGUCAAUCUUCGAGCUACCUCCAUGUAG